AUGGAUGCAGGGGGAGUCCAAGACAACACAGAAGCAGGGAGAGGAGACACAGAGGCAGGAGCAUCAGUGGCAGGACAGGAAGUGCAGUGCUACAAGUGCAACCAGCAUGUGAAGGGAGAUAAAUUUUCAGAGCACCUGUCCGACCACCAUACAGAGGAGGUGUGUGAAACCUGUGGUGCUAAGGUGCAGGGUACUGUUGGUCUUUUAAACCACAUCCAACUGGUUCACUAUGCAGCAUUAACGAUGCCCUCACAACCAAAGCCACUAGCCAAGUGCUACGAAAGCACGACCAACAAAAAAGCAAUACCAUCAAAGACAACACCAUCUCUGCUCUCUCCUUCAUGUAGCUCUGACACGCCACAGCACACUGCAGCUCCAUUAACCUCAAAAUCAACUGCAGUCAACUGGAAAGGUUUUCUUCCUGAGCAAUUUCGGAGAGUGAUAAAAGAAGCAGAUCAGGUGUGGAUUUCCAAAUGCCUUUAUGAAAAAACAGGCCAGCUGAAACAAAGAUUUCAAGCCUGCUGGUUUCACCCCCCACUGGAGCCCAAACCAUCUCCUCCUGAGCCUGGGUGGUACUACCGGCAGAGGCUGUUCAUCUGGGCACCAAUGAGGAUGUGGGGGAUUCCUUUAAAAUGCCCACAAUGUUCCCGGAAAAUGAACAGCUCUGGGAUCUACAGAAAGGUGAGGGAGGUGAUUGAUGUGGAUAGCCGCUACUACCUAGUGGGAGGGGACUAUCCACGUUGCAGCAAGUGCUCUCAGCCGGUCUGCCCAUGGAGUCAGGACAUGCUCUCCCAGGUUGAUGUGGCACACAGGAGCUUGUUCCCGGCUGUCCUCACUACACAGCUGGCUCUGGACAGAAAAUGCAUGACGUUUCUGAAGCCAAGGACAACUGGCAACAGUUCCUCCUACCUCCAGUCUGCUAUACAGGAAGCGCACAGUGAAGAGUGGGCACGGCAGACCAUCCGCUACCUCUCCGACUGUGAGCGCCAUAUGAAGAUGGCUACUUUCCUCCACUCUCCAGCUGUUCUUCCACCACCACCACCCUUCAGGCCCCUUCCUCUUGCUCAGUGGUUUGAGACCGCCCACUCAAAUGAUAUCCUCGGCCACAUUGAGGAGAUGAAGGGAGUCAUCACUUCUACCUAUGGUAGAAUUCUUAAAAUGGACUCAACAAAGAAGAUCACCAAGAAGCUGGCUGGUGGGAUCGAGGACAGUGCUGCAUGGAUGUCAAACAUCGGCAACGAGUUUGGCCAGGUGUUGAACUCUGUGCUGACAACGGGUGAAGGAGUGUCUUCAGUAGCAAAGCUCUUUCACCCAUGGAAGUCUGCGGUGCGCUUGGACAGCUUCCAUUUCAUGAGACGUUUUAACUGCGGCCUCACUACAGAAAACCACCCUCUCUAUGGCACCUUUUGCUCCAAGCUUUCUGCCUGCAUUUUCAUAUGGGACCAGGACGAUGUGCAACGCCUGAAGGAGGCCAAGAGAGCAGAGUGGAGGAUCAGCCACAGUGGACAAAUACCCACUGAAGAGCAGCUCAUGGCCACCAUCAGCCCGGCGGAACUGAAGAGACACUGCAGGAGGAGGACGCGUGGAGUGGAAGAGAUGCGGAGCAUGAUUUCAGGGCUGCUGGAAUCAGUGUGGGAGCUGACAGACACCACAGGCCUGCGUUUGGUAAAUCAUGACAGCAUGCGCCACGUGUGGGAAGUGCAGCAAAAGCAUCUGGAGUGUCUACAAGAUCCUGUAGGUGUUGCAUUGUACACAAAGGUGGGGACACUCCAGAAGGGCGGCAAAGAGCUGGACAUCCUUAGGUGUGCUAGGGGAUCAUCCUCCCUGGAGAGUUUUCACCGACACCAGUGUGCUUUUAUUCCAGGCUGGCGGUGCAAUGCUUUACAUACCCAAAUGUACAUGCUGGAGGGGAUAUCAAGAUGGAACAUGGGCCGGGCCAAGGAGGCAGUAGAUGUGGAGGGGGCCUCAACACUAAGAAGCUUUGAUGUUCGCUUGAUAUCCCUCCUUAACAACUUAAGUCAGCGUGUCCAUGGUUGUGCUCUGGUGCCAGAGUUCACCCCACCUGGAAAACCCACUGGCGAGCGAAUAGCAGUGGAAUACUUAUUGGCCCAGACCAACAGAGGUGACCUGUUGGCUCCAUCACAGGUCUCUGAAAUCCCCUCGCAGGUGGUCGAGGAUGAGGAUGAGCCAGAUGACACCAUCAGCAUGCCUGACAUUCUCUGCCAGUCAGCUGAGACAGGGGCGGGUGAUCCUCCAAGUGCUGUAGAGGAUGACACUGAUCCCGACGCCCUCGUUACAGAGACCAGCCAACGUGACUCCAGGGGCGUUGUUGUAUGGGAUGCAGUUGAUGCCCUUGCAGCCUACCUAGUUGACUUGAACCGCACCAUCACCGCCUUGUCAGCCAAGGAGGAGACAGACAUAGUCCACCUGUACACAGCUCUUAAUGCCAUGGACAAGGCACCUUCAAGGUACACCCAGAAGGCUAAAAAGAAAGCGCAUGCUACUUCAGGACCUUGGAGAGCACCCAGGAAGCCGAGUGGUUCUGCUCCUGGACAGCAGGCGGCUGAGAGACUUUACAUGACUCAUGGCCAAGCAGCCCAGGACCCGGAAGCAAACAGGGUCAGUGAGUGUGUUUGCCUCAGACUCGCCAAAGAGUUUGAGCAGUCACGCAACAGGCCAAAGGACACAAAGGGGAAAACCAUGCCCAUCCCUCAGUCCAUAGUCAAGGUAUACGGCCAUAUAAAGCAGUUGCUGGAGGACAGCAGGGUUGUCCUGGACCAGACAAACCUGGUUCUGGUGCCGGUUAACAACACCACAGUCUCUUCAUGGCUGCUUAGGAGGGAUAAGAGGAAGGACAGGGACAUGCUGCUGCAAGGCACUGUUCUUCCCAAACAGUUGCACCUGGCCAAGGAGCCUCUCCCUGCAACUAAGACACUUCCUGCAGCACCUGUGCAACACGGACAUGAAAAAAUGGAAUUCGAGGAGCCUGAAAACCGCGAGGGGGAAGCUUUUCCCCGUCAGCGCACUCUGGCGGCAAACAAACCAGUGUCCGCUCCACCAUUUCCACCUCCCCAGUUCCCUCCUCAGUUUUGGCCAGCUCCUCAAUUGCAGCAAGCUCCUCCAUUUCCACAGUUUCCAUUUCCAAAUGCUCCUCCGUUUAUAUAUGGUCCUUCAUUCAGCUAUGCUCCUCCAUUUAACUAUCCUCCUCCACCGCAGCAAACUCCUCCUCCUCCACAUGCACCUCCAUCUCCUGAUGCUCCUCCUGUGCAGCAUGCUCCUCCAGAGAGCCUUCCAUCCCAGCCAAGACAACGUGCCUGGAGGCUAAAUAAAGCUGCACAGGAAGAUGAGGAGCGUGUAUCAAAGGGGGAGCCACCUCGGAAGAGGCUAGCGAAGGAAAAAUACCACUACACGUGCAAGGUGUGUGGCCAGGACAAAAGCAAAAAGACUGGACACACCCAGCUGAAGGGGCGGUGGUAUUGUCCUGCCUCUGGAGUUACCCAGGAAGACUGGAGGAAGAAUUUGUAGUUUUUGUUACCUCUGUUUCUCUGUUUCUCACAAUAAAGUUUCAUACGUUUUUUGGAGUUAAG
Messenger RNA from Cyprinodon tularosa, 3587 nucleotides. RefSeq lists its product as uncharacterized. The record is from RefSeq and is a predicted model, not a curated record. The transcript is spliced from 9 exons. Bases 1 to 3525 code for a protein of 1174 amino acids. NCBI's taxonomy places the organism in Eukaryota, Metazoa, Chordata, Actinopteri, Cyprinodontiformes, Cyprinodontidae.